This is a messenger RNA of Bubalus bubalis (water buffalo), 8391 nucleotides long. RefSeq names its product leucine rich repeats and immunoglobulin like domains 2 (gene LRIG2). The coding region runs from base 242 to 3505 and encodes 1087 amino acids. Gene Ontology annotation, molecular function: protein binding. The transcript is spliced from 19 exons. The record is from RefSeq and is a predicted model, not a curated record. NCBI's taxonomy places the organism in Eukaryota, Metazoa, Chordata, Mammalia, Artiodactyla, Bovidae.
CACGUUGCGUCGUGGGGCGGGGCGAAGCAGCGUUGACCACAGGGCCUGUGUUCUGUGUCCUCGGCCGCCGCCCCCGCUGCCGUGCUGUAUCCGCCCCUCGCCUGCCUUUAGAGGGUACAGGCGACAGCCGUUUCUCUGGGUGGUCGCGCAGCCACCAGACGUCUCCGCCGAGCUGCUUUUUCUAGCUGGCUGCUGUUCUCUGCUGGGUCCAGGUCGGGGGGGGGGUGGGGAGUAGGGAAAAAUGGCGCCGGCGCCCCAAGGCGUUCGGAAGGAGCCGCUGCUGGAGUGUGGGUCAGGAUUGCUUUCCCGGCUGCUCUUCCUCGCUCAGGCAGUGGUGCUCCUGUUGCCAGCCGCCCGUGCAGGCCUUUGCCCCGUGCCAUGUUCCUGCCGCAUCCCGCUGCUGGACUGCAGUCGCAGGAAACUACCAGCGCCCAGCUGGAGGGCGCUGUCGACCUCGCUGCCCCCCGAUGCCGUCAGCCUGGAUUUGAGUCAUAAUCGGUUGUCUAACUGGAACAUCAGCUUGGAGUCUCAAACAUUGCAAGAAGUAUUGUUGAGGUUGCUGUAUUCUAGAUUGAAAACCAGGAAAAUGAAUUAUAAUGAACUAACAGAAAUCCCGUAUUUUGGAGAACCAACUUCUAAUAUUACUCUCCUCUCAUUAGUUCAUAAUAUAAUCCCAGAAAUAAAUGCAGAAGUGUUCCAGUUUUACCCUGCUCUCGAGACUUUAGAUCUCAGCUCAAAUCUAAUAUCAGAAAUCAAGACAUCUUCAUUUCCUCGAAUGCAGCUUAAGUAUCUGAAUUUGAGUAAUAAUAGGAUAACCGUCUUGGAGGCUGGUUGCUUUGACAAUUUGUCAAGCUCCUUAUUAGUGGUGAAGUUAAACAGGAACAGAAUUAGCAUGAUUCCACCCAAGAUCUUCAAGCUACCUCACCUCCAGUUCUUGGAACUUAAAAGAAACAGGAUUAAAGUUGUGGAGGGUCUCACAUUCCAAGGGCUUGACUCCUUAAGAUCUUUGAAAAUGCAACGGAAUGGAAUUAGCAAACUUAAGGAUGGAGCUUUUUUUGGCUUGGAUAACAUGGAAGAAUUAGAACUGGAGCAUAAUAACCUUACAGAAGUGAACAAGGGGUGGUUGUACGGCUUGCGAAUGUUACAGCAGCUCUAUGUGAGCCAGAAUGCUGUUGAAAGAAUCAGCCCUGAUGCGUGGGAGUUCUGCCAAAGACUGUCUGAACUUGAUUUGUCCUAUAACCAGUUGACCCGUCUGGAUGAAUCUGCCUUUGUGGGUCUGAACUUACUGGAGAGAUUGAAUUUAGGGGACAACAGAGUCACUCACAUUGCUGAUGGUGUAUUUAGGUUUCUUUCCAAUCUACAAACACUAAACUUAAGAAACAAUGAAAUUUCAUGGGCCAUAGAAGAUGCUAGUGAAGCCUUUGCUGGACUCACAAGUCUCACUAAAUUAAUCUUACAAGGAAAUCAGAUUAAGUCAGUUACAAAGAAAGCAUUCAUUGGUCUUGAGUCCCUUGAGCAUCUAGAUUUGAACAACAAUGCUAUAAUGUCUAUCCAAGAAAAUGCUUUUUCCCAGACUCGCUUGAAAGAAUUGAUUCUGAACACAAAUAGUUUGCUUUGUGACUGCCAUUUGAAGUGGUUGCUUCAGUGGCUGGUUGAUAAUAACUUUCAACAUUCUGUGAAUGUAAGCUGUGCACACCCUGAAUGGCUUGCAGGGCAAAGCAUCCUGAAUGUGGAUCUGAAAGAUUUUGUCUGUGAUGAUUUGCUCAAGCCACAGAUAAGAACUCAUCCUGAGACCACAGUUGCUCUGAGAGGCGUGAAUGUGACUCUGAGAUGCACUGCGGUGAGCAGCAGCGAUUCGCCCGUGUCUGCUCUGUGGCGCAAGGACAGUGACGUCUUGUAUGAUGCUGAUAUUGAGAAUUUUGUUCGUUAUCAGCAACAGGCUGGAGAAGCUCUGGAAUAUACUAGUGUCCUACAUCUUUUCAAUGUGAAUUUCACAGAUGAAGGAAAAUAUCAGUGUAUUAUUACUAAUCACUUUGGUUCUAACUAUUCUCAUAAAGCCAAACUGACUGUGAAUGAGAUGCCAUCUUUUCUGAAAACUCCAAUGGAUCUAACUAUUCGCACUGGUGCCAUGGCCAGAUUAGAAUGUGCUGCGGAGGGGCACCCUGCACCUCAGAUUUCCUGGCAGAAAGAUGGUGGUACUGACUUUCCUGCGGCUCGAGAGAGACGCAUGCAUGUCAUGCCUGAGGAUGAUGUCUUUUUCAUUGCAAAUGUGAAAAUAGAAGACAUGGGGAUCUAUAGCUGCAUGGCACAGAAUAUAGCAGGUGGUCUCUCAGCAAAUGCCUCACUCAUCGUGUUAGAGACACCCUCAUUUAUUAGACCCCUGGAGGACAAGACAGUAACUCGAGGUGAAACUGCGGUAUUACAAUGCAUAGCUGGAGGGAGUCCCGCCCCUCGCCUCAACUGGACCAAAGAUGAUGGACCUUUGCUGGUGACAGAACGGCACUUCUUUGCUGCAGCCAACCAGCUUCUCAUCAUCGUAGAUGCUGGGCUAGAUGAUGCUGGGAAGUAUACCUGCAUUAUGUCAAACACCCUUGGGACAGAACGUGGUCACAUUUACCUAAAUGUGAUUUCAUCCCCCAAUUGUGACUCUGCCCAGAGUAGCAUGGGACAUGAAGAUGAUGGGUGGACCACAGUCGGCAUUGUGAUCAUUGUUGUGGUCUGCUGUGUAGUGGGAACCUCUUUGAUCUGGGUCAUUGUUAUUUACCACAUGAGAAGGAAAAACGAAGACUAUAGUAUCACGAACACAGAGGAACUCAAUCUGCCUGCAGACAUUCCCAGCUACUUGUCUUCCCAAGGAACGCUGUCUGAGCCACAGGAAGGCUACAGCAAUUCUGAGGCAGGCAGUCAUCAGCAACUUAUGCCUCCUGCCAAUGGAUAUUUACACAAAGGCACUGAUGGUGGCGCUGGCACCAGAGUUAUCUGCUCAGAUUGUUAUGACAAUGCUAACAUCUACUCCCGGACCCGAGAAUACUGUCCGUACACCUAUAUUACUGAAGAGGAUGUUCUGGAUCAGACACUGUCCAGCCUCAUGGUCCAGAUGCCCAAAGAGACUUACUUGGCACAUCCUCCCCAAGAUGCCACUACCCUGGAGAGCCUGGUGUCGUCAGCAGAGAGAGAGAGAUGUGCCUUUCCCACCAACCAUGAGAGGAUGAAUGAGAAGAAGCCUUCCUCCGCGCGGAUGAGCAGUGGUAAAGGGCACGGCGUUGUUUAUUGUUUUGAAACCUUGCAGCGGCCUCUGUGGAACGUAAGCAGAGAAGCAGGUAUGCCUCAUCCUCCUUUUCCCCAGCCGUCAGUCCUUGGGUCAUCACAACUCCAUCAAAACGAGGGCCUGCCAGAGAGUGAUCCAGACUGUUCCACUUGCCCCAUGCCCUGUCACAGGUUACACGACCACACUUUUGAUUUUAGUAGGACUCGGAACAUUCACAGUGGCAGUGAGGGCACAUGAAACUCACUCUAGGAUGCAGUUUCAGCAGACUCAGAUUAAUUGAUUUUGUAUUUACUACCUCAGAGUUCAGAAGAAACCCCAAAGUCAGCAUUUGCUUUACUUACGUCUACAGUUCUAUCUGACCACACCAAGGUAGGCCAGGCAUUCGUUUGGCUUAUACUUGAUGAAGAAAGGGUAACGGCUGACAGAAAUGGGUACAUCUAAUAGAAAAUGUGCAACCCGGGCAGAGGAAGAUACAGGACAAAGUGCUUUGUGAUGGUUCUAGCGGGAUGUGCCCAGGUGUGCAUAGCCUCUUAGGAAGAGUCUCCUUGCUGCUUAACACCUUGGAUUGUCUCAACCUGCAGAAAGACCCUGAAUAAACAACGCCAUUUUGUUUUGCCUUCCAAGGAAGAGAAAUAACUUUGGAGGCCCCUGAGAAGUGUGCCUGGGAUUCUGCAGUGAUUUUAAACGUACAGUUGAGAGUGGGGCUUUGAUAUUCAAGGUCGUUGACAGGAAUCCCAGACUUGACCAACUAUUACCAGGUCAAGAGUUUUGUAUUCUUGUGAAUCUCUCUCUCUUUUUUGGUCCCUGUCAUCCAGGGGUCUCAUUGUAAAUAUAUGUGCAUUUAUAAAUAAGUUUUGUAUUCAUUGAUCAUAUGUGUUGCAAUGUAAAUAUUUUUGAUAUGCUAAAAUUAUAUAUAUAAUAUCCAGGUAUAAUAUUGACAACAGCUUCUCAGACCACAGAUUUUGUACAGCUUGGUUUAGUGAAUCCAAAGAUUUUGUUUCAAGUUUUGAAUACAUACUUGUUAAGAAGUAUAAUAAGUACAGAAGCACGGUACCUAGUGAUUGCGUACACACAAACACGAUCUUGGUGUAAUUAACCACUUUCUUGAUACCUAAAGAUUCAUGCAUCUAAUCAUUUGUCAUCUGUUUACAAGUGCCAGGUAAUAUACUCUUUCUAGCAUAAAAAGACUUUCAAAAGACUAGUAGUCUUGUUAUUGCCAUAUACACACAGAUAAAGGAAAACUUGUUUUGGGAAUAUCUACUUUGAGCAAAGUACUUCGUUGAUGAGGAAACCAAAGAAUGCUUUUUUUCUCUGUGUGUGUGUUUGUUUUAAUAUCUCUUUAAACAGUUUAUAUAUCUCUUCUACUAAUGCACAGUAUAUCUUAAGGGAAUAUUGCUUUGGGGAAGAACAUGCAGGAACUCAUAAAACUUCAGCAUGGUCCUUGUUUUGUACAAGUGAUUAUUUAAGCCAAAACGUUUUCUUGAAUUUCUGAUAGCAAAAAGCUUUAUGUUAACAAAAGACUUAGUGCUGUAAUAAAGUGUAAUGGACUAAAACUCUUCUUUCUUUCUGCUUUCAGAAAGAAAGACUGUCGGAUUCUGUCCUCUGAAUUUAGUGAGGAGUAAUUAUAUACUAGAUGAAUUCAGUCACUUCAAUGAAAAUAUCAGUUUUUAAGUUAUUGUACAUUUCAAGAGUUUUAAACUUUAUGUAAUUUCUCAGCUCUUUGCCAGGAAGUUUGGCUGAAUUUCAUACUAGUUUUCAAUCCUAGGUUUUUGUCCCAUAGGCAGCAGCACUUUUUUAGCUGUUUUAUACCACCAUGUCUUUUUUUUUUUUUUCUUUUUAAAUAGCCUCAUUCAUUUUCAUUUUGAACUUCUUAAGUACCACUAUUUUCCUCUCCUUUCAAUUUUGGAUCCCUCUUCUUACUUACUAGGUUGAAUUAAUAGUGUAGCUUGUACUGGGCUGACUUAGAAUCAAGAAACCUGAUUUAGUUUUAGCUCUGCUGCUUACAAGUUGUAUAAUCAAAGGCAAGUCUCUUUACUUCUCAGCCUGACUUUUUCAUUUAUGAAACGACGUUUUACUAGAUGCUCUAAAGCCCUUUCCAGCUGUAACGUUCUAUGAAUCUGUGGUCCCUCCAGGAAUCAAGGAGGAUUAUCUACUCUAAUAAAAAGCUGCUUUCAUGAAAUAUUUGUUAGAGUAGAACAGGAGUGAUGCUGCUUACUCUGACUUGAGCCAGAUUUAUUUCCUCUAUAGCAAGAGUAAUGCUAUAAGAACCUUUCAUGAGGAGAAAAAACCUUCAGCUUCUAAAACAGUAUCAGUAAACGUGAAGAAUCUUGAUUAGAUUGAGAGCUGCCCUUGGUGUGUUACAGCACACCAGAGUAUCCGAAUCUGUUGAGAGGUAUGCCCCUGCUAAUUUGUGACCAGUUUAUGACUCACCUUUCUAAUGUAUUCAAGGUCAUUCUUCUAAUUAUAGUACUCUGACUCACAUUCUGAGGGACUUUCUUCAGUGAAAAAGGUGGAGUUAGAGCAAGGCUGCAAAGAGCAUCAGCUGUUACAUGUGAGAGGACAAAACCAGCGCUCUAGAAAACUUAAACCUGCCAUCGCUGCCUCUCCUUCAGCAGGGUCCCUCUGCUGCCACUGGUGUCAGGCUGCUCCUCUAUAGCCAGGUUCUCUGUCGUGGCAGCUGGUUGAGAUGUCCUCCCAGAUAUUGCUAGCUUUCCUAAAUAAAAACACUUGCCUGAAAAACUAGUCAGGAAUUUGAUUAAAUGGGGAUAGUCUACCCCUGGUCUUAAAAAUAGUAAAUGUAAUAAAUUCUAAUCUUAGGAGGUGGAAUUCCUGAAAUUUUUCAUUAUUGCAUGUUUUUGACCAAGCAGAUGCUCUGCUAUAAACAGGAUUAGUGGCUCAUCAUUGUUUCUUCCCGGCAGUGUAAUGUCUGCCUGCCACCAAUUUAAUCAGAAAUGUUGUAAGAGCAAGGCAAACAAAUGCCGAGAGAAAUACUCUGUCUCCCACCCAAUUACCACUUCAUAUCAGUACGGAUGCAUAAAUUCUCUUCAUUUGUUUGUGCCCCUCUGAGACUGAUUCUGUAAGUCUACCUUGAAGAAGAAGUAAUGUUUUCCUUGUACUUCAAGCUUCCCUGCCACAGAAUCGACAAGUGGACCCCAUGGGCUUUCUGUCGUUCAGCCUCUGAUGUGCUUUCCCUAGAUGCAAGGGAAUCUGUAGAACAGGAGGUACCAGAAACCCAGCCCAAUGUGCUGUCCCCCUAAUGUGCCAUCUUACAGUGCUCUAAAUGUGUAUUUUUCUGUAAAGUAAAUGUUGUGUUUAAAAACAGUUGCCUUCAUGUUGCCCAUUGGGAGGUUGUAAAAGAAACAUUAAGAUGUUAAGCAACUUAAGAAUCUUACCCAUUUUCCUAAGAAGAGGGAGAGAAAGAGUCUUUAGUUAUGUAGAGGGUUGUCAUAGGAAACAAGGAUUAGAUGCACUCUUCUUCUUCCAUUGGACGGGUCAUAUCAGUGGGACAGAAGUUACAGGGAAAUAGAGUAUAUACACCUGCCAAUAAUCCUAUAUACCCUAACACUCUAAAAGUUAGAUUUGUCUGACAAUAGGAAUCAUCAGCCUUUCAUGGGAGAAGUAUGCACAGAAGCUAAGUAAUCAUCUAUUAAGAGCAUUGGAGAAAUUUCUGUAUUGAAAUGGAAUAUGGACAAGAUGACCUAAACCCUCUUUCAGUUUUAUCAUUGGAAUUCUCCAGAAGCAGUCAGACAAUCUAAAAUCUUCAUCCUAUAGAAUCCUUUGUAUACAGUAAGUUUACUGUAUAAUUAAAAAAUUUAUUUUUAACUAAAAGAUUAUGUUCUUUGGUUGACAAAAGGAGCCUGUUCUGUGUUAAUAGUGGCAGACAUGAAACUGGGCUUAUUCUUUUGAGAAAAUCUAUAACGUUCCUAACCCAAAUGGCAUUACCAUAAUAAAAAAUGUUACAGCGUAUACCCCUUUUACUCUUUAAUUUUUAUUCCUGUUUCUUUUUUUUUUAUUCCCCACCCACCACCAUUUCUUUUUUUGUCAAUGGGACUCCAUGGGAAUGGGAAUGGGAUUGUGCUGUUCAGUUUUGUAGCCAGUGUUUUACCCAAUGUGUUGUGGCCUCUUCUAAUCAUGUUAAUAGCCCCAGAAAUGCCAAAAGAGUGGCGAAGUAACAGAGGUAAAUUGGCUGUCCUUUUAUGCUAUAUCUUCCAUUUCUUACUUUGCUUCUGAUGCAAAUUAUAGAAGUAAUUGUGAAGCAAUUGGACCUCAGAAAGUUGAGUAAAGAUUGCUAGGCAACCUGUUAGUAAUGUUUCAUAUUUCCAUUACGUGGUCUCUUUCCUAGUUCAGUGUGGCAGAUGUUUUUCCCUCUUGCUUCUAACCUAAAAAUUUUGUUUGGAGUACAGUCUAAGUCAACAUCAGUUAAGCUUAAUUUUCUUCCUUCUUCCUCUCUCUUUCCUUUCUCCUUCCCUUCCUUCCUUCCUUUCCUCAGUUCCUUUUACAGCUGCUUGGUUUGUUGACAAAAACAACAUGUUCUGAAUUGAGAUAUGUUACAAACUUCUCUUAACAACACCUGAAAGCCCAUGAAUCACCUGGAGAUUUUGUGGGUAGUGAGGGACGUGUGUGUGUGUGUUUGUGUGCACAUGUGCAUGUGUGAGGAGUGAUACUUGGACCUGCUCCCUCAAGGUUGUAUGUUGAGUGUUUCUUAGCAGUUCUAAUAAUCUCUACCAACAGGUGGGGUGAAGGUAAAGAAACAGCUUGAUUUGAACCUGUUUGCAAAUGUAAGGAGUAAAGUGAUCUUUGUCAGCUCUAAUUGAUCAGCAGGUGGUCAAGUGCUCUUUGGAUAUCUCUUGGCUACUUAAAGUGGCCUCUUGAUCCACUGAGACACUACUUCUCCCCUCUUCUUUCCCCUUCUCCCUUUUUACCCGUCAGAGGAUGUCAGUCCGAGCAGCCAUGGUACUCGAUGUAUGUAAAGAGAAUUAUAAGCCAAGUUGUCGUUCAGUGUGGCCCUUCCCUAGUAUCUAUUUAUAUUUUCUCACACAUGAGAAUGUAUAUUUUAUAAAGCAUGUGUUUGUCUACUUGUUUGUCUACUGUAAUGUCUUCAAUAAAGCUAAAAUACAUGAUGA